Molecule: messenger RNA, 3159 nt
Organism: Strongylocentrotus purpuratus (purple sea urchin)
Lineage: Eukaryota; Metazoa; Echinodermata; Echinoidea; Camarodonta; Strongylocentrotidae
Exons: 3
Coding region: 95-1699 (534 amino acids)
Source: RefSeq, a predicted model, not a curated record
AUUUAAUGAUCAUGCUCAUUCAAGGAAUCCUUUAGAAUCUUCUUCAGAUUCAAAUAUCAAAGAUGAAGACAUUGAAAAGGCAAUAGAUGCUAAUAUGUACACAUGUACUGAUGAAACAGAAACAGAAGUUGAAUUUGUAGCAGAUCUUGGAUUACGUGAUAGACCAGAUAAAGAUUUCAAAUUUGUACCCCUCCAGAAUAAUGACAAACAGAACAUUUGUUCAAAACUGAAUAUCAGAUAUAUAGGCAAAGGCUGUGAUUCAAGGUUAGAUAGAAAUAGCUCUAUUGGAGUUCCUUUACAGAGUAAACAAAUUACUGGUGAUGGCAAUUGUUUCUUUCGUGCAAUUUCCUAUGUAAUUUCUGGAACUGAGCGUAAUCAUGCAAUUUUAAGAAAUGCCACUGUGAAACAUUUAUUGCAAACUAAGGACAUGUUUAGUAAUACAUUGAGGCAAGAAUAUAGAACAGUCAGAGAAUAUGUUUUGAAACGUAGAAUAAAGGAAGACGGAACGUGGGCUACAGACACUGAAAUUAGCGCUUUAGCAAAUUUAAUCGAUACUGAUAUUUAUUCAUACAAUGACCAAGUACCAUGUUGGCAAUUGUACUCUGCAAAGAAACCUGGAAGAAUCAAUAUUGUUACAUCUGAUAAGGGAAUUUAUAUACUGUACACAGGAAAUGUUCAUUUUAAUGUUGUUGAAUCUGUAGAUUUUGUCAAUUUCAAUUCAUUAGAACAGACAAGAACAACUAAAGAAGAUAGAACGUCAAAGAGAAAUUUGCCAUGUCCAUCAAUUCAGGCUGAUGUUAAAGUAAAGCAUGUGUUCAAGAAGUGUAGAUCACAGUGUCAGAUAGAGGAAGAAAUUGAUGAAGUAGUGGAUAAGUCUCCUGAAACAUUUCAAAACCAUGUUGAUCCAAAGGAAAAAAACCGUAGGCUCACGUUGGAAACUGGUACGAUAAAUCACGAUGAGAGAAAAGGUACUGCAAAUCUUUUUGACAUGACAUAUGAACAGUGUGCAAGUAAUCAGUCUGAAUCAGUCGUUCACAACGAACGUAACACCAAGGAUGAAACCCUUGAAAGUGAUCACAAAGACAAAUGCACGAGAGUCGAUACACAAAUAACGCUUGUUGCCCAAGGGACAUUCAAUCAAGGUGAUACAAGAUUUGGUGACUUAAGUGGAAAGCAGUGUGUUACCAAUUCACUAUCUGCACUGUUGUAUAGCAAGAUAAAAAAUGCCAAUGAUUGGAAAAGUACAGAUCUAGACAGGAUUUUGAAUAACGGUAAUGAAUUAUACUGUUACAUACGGCGAUCCACUUCACUCGACAACCAAUACUUAUUGAUAUCUGAUCUAUUUGAAUAUUUGGAUGCGUACAAUGAAUUGUUUAACAUAGUAUGCCGUGAACCAGUCACUGGAUUGUUAGAUGGAGAUGAAUUGAUAUUGGCCCAGUCUCUUUCGAUGACAUUGAAGCAAGCAAUUGAAAAAGAACUCUGUACUGAUUCUGAUGCAUGUUUUGUGACAUUUGCUAGAAGUACUUUCAUUGUAUUAUCUGGUCAAGAUGGUUUUUUUAUAUUUGAUUCACAUUCCAGAAGCAGUCGAGGUUUCCUGAUUUGUAACGGACACAGUGUUGUACUUCGUACUCAAAGCUGGCAAGAUGACUGCAAAGCGCAACAUUGCAAAGCUCAUUUCUACAACCCUAGUCACCAAUGACAGUGCACCACCAUAUCCCUUUGCUCACCAGUUCAAACAAACUACCGCCCUCGAGUCAGAAGGCUGUCCUCAUCAUCCAACACACAGCGGUAACAUCACCCAAGGACUUGAGCCCUCCGGUGAUACCUGGUUCAGCGAAGACUAGGCCUUGGGGAGUGUUUACGGCUCUGUCAUAACAGCAUUGUGGCAGAAGUAGCCUCGAUCUCGACCAAGACAUUUUGAAUGCCACUCUGUAUGGCUCAGCAUCCUUUUUUUUCUUUAUUCAUACUAACGUGUGUUCAUGUCCAUUUUUCCACCUAUGAUUCUUACAUUUAUUUUCUGAUACCAUGUUUCUGCGUGAUUUUAGUCUUAUUUUUACUGGUAUGACAAUGUAAACAUAUACCUUUGUUCCACACAAGAUAUUUUGGGAUUUUGUGUGCACUUCCAUGUAACUACAUGUAUUUUUAUAUGAUAGUUUUUGUUUCUGAUUGUUCAAUUCCUUUUACGCUCUCAUUCCUUUAUAGUUGUAUCUUAUUUGAGACAGAGGAAGAGAGAGGGUGAAUAGUAGAGAGAGAGAGAGAGGGGGGGGGGGGGGGGGAUGCAGAAACAAAGCGCCAUUCAUGAUGUAUUUUAUUACAUUUGUGUUUUAACUUUGCACAUACAUUGCAAGAUUUCGGGGAUUUAACACGUUUAUUUUUCUGUAAGUUUGUAAAUCCUUGUAUUCACACAGUGUUUUGAGUGAUAUAUUGUAAAGAUAGAUCUUAUGCAUGCUCCUUGGGAAAAAAAGUUAUACAUGCUUGUCACUCUUCUUAUCUUGGCAUUACCGUAAUUCUUAUAUUGGUUGAUGUUGCUGAUAAUACAUGAAACAGAAUCUGAUGGAUAUCAUUGAUAACAGUUACUGUUUGUCUUCUUUUUAACAUCAGGAUAACAGAUCUUAUUAGUACAGCGAAAGACAAUUCACUGUAAUUUGUUAUAUUUUCAUAUAUUACACGAUUAUGAUUUUCAAUGGCACAUGUUUGUACACUACAAUUUUAUGUCAUUAGAGGUCACAUAUCCAGUUUGUUUCGUGAAUAGUCAAUAUUGGAUUAUGAAUAUAAUGUCAGUUUAUUUGCAACAUUUACCCCAUAUAUAGUGGUACCUUACGAUCAACUGUCAAUAUCUACUGCAUUCACUAUACAUAGCAGUGUCUUGCUUGCUGUAACAAAGAGGUAUAUAAGGCUGUUAGGGAUUAUCCAUAAUGUACAUUGUUUUUUAGUUUUAUUGUUAUUGUGUUUAUCUGAACUUAUAUCUCACUUCCUAUGUAGGGGGCCUUUCAUAUAAUCAGUAGGUAUCUUGUUUAUGUACCUGUUUUAUAUAUGUAUUCCAUUUCUGUUGAAUAUAGAUACAUGUUAAAAUGCCCUUUUCAGAGAUUUGUACAAUGCUGCUCUUUUCAGUAUGUGCUUUUAUUUUGGUAUAUCAAAUUUAAUUGGAUAUGCUGUUUU